Chrysochloris asiatica (Cape golden mole) is the source of this 2460-nucleotide messenger RNA. RefSeq names its product beta-site APP-cleaving enzyme 1 (gene BACE1). Bases 450 to 1955 code for a protein of 501 amino acids. Gene Ontology annotation, cellular component: endosome; trans-Golgi network; membrane. NCBI's taxonomy places the organism in Eukaryota, Metazoa, Chordata, Mammalia, Afrosoricida, Chrysochloridae. Gene Ontology annotation, molecular function: aspartic-type endopeptidase activity. The transcript has 9 exons. The record is from RefSeq and is a predicted model, not a curated record. Gene Ontology annotation, biological process: amyloid-beta metabolic process; membrane protein ectodomain proteolysis.
UUUCCGCCUCCCCAGCCUGCCUGGGAGCUGGAUUUUGGUGGUCUGAGCAGCAAACGUAGCCGCAGGAGCCCGGAGCCCCGGCCCCUUCCCACCUUGCAGCGCCCACCAGGAGGACAAGGAAAGCAGACGCUGCCGACCUGCCCUGGGUGCCCCUCCCAGCCUCCGGAGGGGCCCGAUCCGCCUUCUCCUGGAUGACUGCUGAGGCUGGACACCGCUGUCUGGAUGUAGCGGGCUCCAGGAUCCGUCUCUGUCUGCGGAUUUGUCCUCCCCGCUAGCCACAGCCGGGACUUGGGGGCUGGCUGAAGGGCCUGCAGCUACUGGAGUCCUGAUGCCUCAAAGCUCACUUUUCUGAAGCGCCUUCGCCACCAGCACCCAGAGUUGGGGGUAAUAGGCAGCAGGGACCGACGUGGGCCCGAGAGAGCCCAGCGGGCCUGCAGGCCCAGGCCACCAUGGCUCCGGCCCUACCCUGGCUCCUGCUGUGGGUGGGCUCAGGCGUGCUGCCCGCCCACUGCACCCCAUACGGCAUUCGGCUGCCUCUGCGGAGCGGGCUAGGUGGGUCCCCCCUGGGGCUCCGGCUGCCCCGGGACACUGAUGAGGACCUGGAGGAGCCCAACCAGAGGGGCAGCUUUGUGGAGAUGGUGGACAACUUAAGGGGCAAGUCGGGCCAGGGCUACUACGUGGAGAUGGCUGUGGGCAGCCCCCCACAGACGCUCAACAUCCUGGUGGACACAGGCAGCAGUAACUUUGCAGUGGGAGCUGCUCCCCACCCCUUCCUGCAUCGCUACUACCAGAGGCAGCUGUCCAGCACAUAUCGGGACCUCCGGAAGGGUGUGUAUGUGCCCUAUACCCAGGGCAAAUGGGAGGGGGAGCUGGGCACCGACCUGGUGAGCAUCCCCCACGGCCCCAACGUUACCGUGCGUGCCAACAUUGCUGCCAUCACUGAAUCAGACAAGUUCUUCAUCAAUGGCUCCAACUGGGAGGGCAUCCUGGGGCUGGCUUAUGCAGAGAUUGCCAGGCCCGACGACUCCCUGGAGCCCUUCUUUGACUCCUUGGUUAAGCAGACCCACGUUCCCAACCUCUUCUCUCUGCAGCUCUGUGGGGCUGGUUUCCCCCUCAACCAGUCAGAGGUGCUGGCCUCAGUUGGAGGGAGCAUGAUCAUCGGGGGUAUCGACCACUCACUGUACACAGGCAGUCUCUGGUACACUCCUAUCCGGCGUGAGUGGUAUUAUGAGGUGAUCAUUGUGCGCGUGGAGAUCAAUGGACAGGAUCUGAAAAUGGACUGCAAGGAGUACAACUACGACAAGAGUAUCGUGGACAGCGGCACCACCAACCUCCGUUUGCCCAAGAAAGUGUUUGAAGCUGCAGUCAAAUCCAUAAAGGCAGCCUCCUCGACGGAGAAGUUCCCAGACGGUUUCUGGUUAGGGGAACAGCUGGUGUGCUGGCAAGCAGGCACUACCCCUUGGAACAUUUUCCCAGUCAUCUCACUCUACCUAAUGGGCGAGGUCACCAAUCAGUCCUUCCGCAUCACUAUUCUUCCACAGCAAUACCUCCGGCCAGUGGAAGAUGUGGCCACCUCCCAGGACGACUGCUACAAGUUUGCCAUCUCGCAGUCGUCCACGGGCACCGUCAUGGGAGCUGUCAUCAUGGAGGGCUUCUACGUUGUGUUUGAUCGGGCCCGGAAACGCGUUGGUUUUGCUGUCAGCGCUUGCCAUGUGCACGACGAGUUUAGGACGGCAGCUGUGGAAGGUCCGUUUGUCAUGCCAGACAUGGAAGACUGUGGCUACAACAUCCCACAGACGGACGAAUCAACCCUCAUGACCAUAGCCUACGUCAUGGCUGCCAUCUGCGCCCUCUUCAUGCUGCCACUCUGCCUCAUGGUAUGUCAGUGGCGUUGCCUCCGCUGCCUUCGCCAUCAGCAUGAUGACUUUGCUGAUGACAUCUCCCUGCUGAAGUGAAGGGUCCACGGGCACACGAUGAACAUUCCCCGGGACCACAUCUGGGUGGUUCAACUUGGUCACAAGUAGGAGACACCGAUGACACGUGUGGCCAGAGCACCUCAGGACCCUCAUCCACCCACCAAAUGCCUCUGCCUUGACAGAAAAGGACAAGCUGGCAAGGUGGGUUAUGGGAAUUGCACCCCGUGAAACAGGAGAGGGAAGAAAGAAGUGCUCUGAUGGCGGGGAUACUCUUGGUCACCUCAAACUUGAGUUGGGAAAUAAUGCUGCUUGAAACUUUAUCCUGAAUUCUUUGCCCACCAUCCCUUUAGAAUCUUCUUUUCUUAGUUCCAGGUACUGGCUUCACUUCCAGGUUGACCCAGUGUGUGUUUCUGUGGUACCCUGGCAGUGAAAGGGCCAAUCGUGUGUCCUUGCUGGCCAAGGUCAGUAGAAGACACAGUUUGCUGUGUGCUUUAGAGGCUUUAGAAACAAGCCUAACAUUGGUGCAAAGAUUGCCUCUUGAAUU